ACGGAGGAGGAAUUCACCAAUAGUUUCUUCUCCUUGAAGCAGGAUUUCAUGCCAGCUUUUCAAAGCGAGUCUGAAAAUGAGGAGUCUUGGUCACUAGAUAGUGAUAAGGAAGACACUGUUUUGGAAAAAAUUGCAGCGAUGGAGCAAGAGUUUAAGAGAGACGAUAAGCUGGAGGAGGAAGAUGAUGAGGUGGCAUACAGUAACGGUCACAAUGAUGGGAAGCUUCUAUCACAAGAUUUGCAGGUCAAAAAGGGGAGAAUUGAAGUAGGGGUGGGGAGCUCGGUCCGAUUUCAAAAUUUAAAUGAAGAUUUUCACAGUGCAGCGGAUAAAGGAACGUUGCAACAACAGGGGAAAUUGGAAGUUGUUGUAGAAAAAUUGGGCUUCAAUGAGAAUCAUAGGAGAAGGCUGAAGAGUAAGCCCAAAUCUGAUGGAAGCAGCCCAAGCUUUGAGGAGUCAACUAAUGAAGGUAUGGGCCAAGGUCUAAGGGGAGUAGGCCCAUCGGUGGGUCAAACUAUGGAGAUGAAUAAAGACAAAAGAACUAAGGCUGUAAUUUCUGAAGAUGGGGAAGGGGAUUCGGUCCAGCAGAAACUCGGUGUUGCAGAGGAGCAGAUGCAAUCUUCAAAGCAGAUGGGGUCGAGGGGGGACAAGGCGGCAUCUACCGUGGAGGAAGUGAGGGAGACGAUCAUGUGGGAUCAUGAGGGCGAAGAAGAUCAGAAGCAGCUCUUGAAUCAGGAGGGAUCGAGGGGGGCCAAGGUGUCUCUGUCCGAAGAGGAAGGAAGAGAUUCUACGCAGUGGGAUCUUGACGGUGAUGUGGAGCAGAGGCAGAUCCUGAAGCAGAAGGGGUCGUUAGCACUUCAGCAAAAGAGGAAGAAGAAAAUCAGGCUUUGCAGUGCUGUCUACCGAAGAGAGGGGGUUGCGGGUGUUGAACGAAGAAAAAAGAAAAAAGAUGGAAGUGCAAAACAGAUCCCGAAAUCAAAGAAAGGUAGUUUAAUGCCGGAAUUCUUGGCUAGCCCAAAUGGUGAGAUAGCAAGGGAAUCCAUUGGAGAUAGCGGAAUAGAAAAUUAGGGCUUAUUUGGAGGACUUCUUUGUAUUUGGGAAUCAUCUGUGUUCAAAAUGAUGGAGGUGAUUGAGGGCCGUUCUUUUAUGGGGGUGUUUGGGGUAUGGGGAGAAGAGCAGAUACCAGUGCAUCUGAUUAACAUAUACUCUCCAUGUACUCUGGCGAGCAAAAGAGAGUUGUGGGAGGAGCUGGGUAAUUUGAUCAACAGAAGGAAGGGAAAUUGGUGCUUAGGGGGUGAUUUUAAUGCUGUCACAAAGGUUGAGGAGAGGGCGGGGUGUAAAGAUCCAACUACAGAGAUGAAUGAGUUUAAUAGCUUUAUCCAGGAUGCGGGAUUGAUAGAUUUACCAUUGAUAGGCAGAAAGUAUACUUGGUAUAGCUCAAAUGGUCGACAGAUGAGUAGAAUUGAUAGAUUUUUGAUAUCUGCUGAUUGGUUUGAGAAGUGGAGUGAUAUGAAACAGUGGGGUUUGGGCAGAACAGUGUCAGAUCAUUGUCCGUUGGUACUGAAGAACGAAAAAAUAGACUGGGGACCAAAGCCGUUUAAAUUCUUCGAUGUGUGGCUGGAGCAACAUGAAUGUAAAGAGCUGAUAAGAAAGGCAUGGAAUCCUACAGUGGAAGAUGGGAGAAAGGGUUUCAGACUAAAGGAGAAAUUGAAAGGAACUAAAAAAAGCCUUGAAGGAGUGGAGUGGCAACCACAUCUAUCGGAAAAAGAUGCAAACAAGAGGAAAGGCUGCUUCUUAGAUCUGUGGGAGAACUUGAAAAUCAAGGACAGUAUGUGGCAGCAGAAAUCAAGGAAGAUGUGGCUAAGAGAUGGGGACGCUAACACAAAAUUUUUCCACAAUUGUGUGAAGGGCAGAUGGAGAAGAAAUGAGAUUAAUAGCAUUCAGGUUAAUGGGAAACAGAUUCGGGAGGUGGGGGAGUUAAAAGUAGGAGUGGCAAAGUAUUUUCAAGAUUUGUUCACAGAAAGUAACUGGCUGAGACCAAAGCUGGAUGGCAUCAACUUCAAACAACUAUCCCAUGCAGACAAUGAACCCCUUAUGGCUGAGUUUUCUGAGGAAGAAAUCAAGAGUGCAGUGUGGGAUUGUGAGCCAACAAAAUCCCCAGGGCCUGAUGGGUUUAAUUUCAAAUUUAUAAAGGCUAUGUGGGAGGACAUCAAACAAGAUAUUAUUGGCUAUAUCCAGGAAUUUCAUGAUCGAGGCAAGAUAGAAAAAGGAGCAAAUGCAUCUUUCAUAGUCUUAAUCCCGAAGAUUGAGAAUCCCCAAAGAAUUGAAGAUUAUAGGCCAAUCUCGCUCAUUGGAGUCAUGUAUAAGAUCUUGGCAAAGCUGUUAGCUAACCGACUGAGGAAAGUUCUGGAUAAGAUCAUCGGGGAGCAACAAAUGGCAUUCAUUAAAGGUAGACAGCUGCUGGAUGGGGUGAUCAUUGCUAAUGAGGUGAUUGAGGAGGCAAAGAGAAAGAAGAAAAACAGCUUUUUACUCAAGGUUGACUUCGAAAAAGCAUAUGACAAUGUAUGCUGGGAUUUUAUUGACUACAUGCUAUUGAUAAUGGGAUUUACUGCCACAUGGAGAAAAUGGAUGAAGGAAUGUCUACAGUCGAGCACAGUUUCAAUCCUCAUUAAUGGAAGCCCAACAAGGCAGUUCCCGGUUAGUAAAGGGAUAAGGCAAGGUGACCCACUAUCGCCCUUCUUGUUUCUAAUAGUAGCGGAGGGAUUGAAUGGCUUAAUGUUAUCUGCGGUGGGUAAAAAUCUUUACAAGGGGGUGAGGAUUGGAAACAAAGAAGUGACGGUAUCACACCUCCAGUUUGCAGACGACACGAUAUUUUUUGGCGAAGCAUCAAAGGAAAACAUUCAAGUUAUCAAAUGCAUUUUGAGGACCUUUGAGUUAGCUUCGGGACUUAAGAUUAACUAUGGUAAAAGUCAACUAAUGGGUAUCGGGGUUGAGGAAGAUUGGAAAAAGAGAAUGGCUUACACCCUUCACUGCAAAGAAGGCGAGCUCCCUGUCAAGUUGGCAAAUAUGGAAGAGGGCUUGUGGAAGAGUGUCAUUGUAGGAAAAUAUGGAGCAGAAAGGGGACACUGGCUGGAUUGGGGUUUUAGGCUGAAGAUAGGGGAAGGGAGAGGUGUUAAAUUCUGGUGGGAUUCAUGGUGCGGGGAGGAGUGUCUAGCUAACAAAUUUCCUAGACUGUAUUUACUGUCAACAGGGAAAGGAAAAGAAUGUCAUGAAAUGGGUAAUGCGGAGAGGGCCACAUGGAAAUGGAAUUUAACAUGGAGACGGAAAUUGUUUGAAUGGGAAGAAGAAGCAGCUCGAGAACUCAAAGGGAUGAUUGAAGAAGUGAAGAUCACACCAGGCUGCCCAAAUAGAUGGGAAUGGAGUCAUAGCAAGGAAGGCCAAUAUUCAACAAAAAUAGCUUAUCAAAGGCUUUCAAUGCCAAGGAAGAAUCCAGAGGAAGAAAAAAUCUUCAAAAGGGUGUGGAAUCCCAUCGUCCCUAGUAAAGUGGCCGCGUUUAAUUGGAAAACAUUGCUGGACAGAAUCCCAACCAAGUUAAAUCUGAUCAAAAGGGGAGUUAUCAAAGAUAUGGCUGAAGGGAAUUGUGUCUUAUGCGAGGAAGAGAUCGAAGAUGCUGACCACCUGUUCUUAAAAUGCAGAGUAGCUAGAAGAUUGUGGCAAGCAUGCGCAAACUGGUGGGGAACAAACUUUACACUUCACAGAGAUUGCUGGAAAACAUUUCAACAUUUUGGGACAUGGACUACAAAACCACACAUUUCAGAAGGGUGGGACUGCAUUUGGAACACAGUCUUGUGGACUAUAUGGAUGGCACGAAACGGGUAGGUUUUUCAUGAUUCAAAGGUAAACAAAAGCAAUCUUUUUGAACUUAUUCAAUUGAGAUCUUUUGCUUGGGUUAAAGCAAGGAAAGCUAGGUGUUAUUUCAGUCUUUCGGAUUGGAUGAUUGAUCCUACUUCUUGUCUGUUAGUAAAUUGUAGACGAAAGUAGUAAUGAUUCGAAAGAUAGGAGUAACAUUGAAGGGCUGGCUUUUUGUAUUUGUUGUAAGGGUUUGAGUACCCCUUGUACUCAGUUUUUUUCAUCAAUGAAUUAUCCAUUUGCUG
Messenger RNA from Rubroshorea leprosula, 4151 nucleotides. The record is from the annotation of a GenBank genome assembly. Lineage: Eukaryota; Viridiplantae; Streptophyta; Magnoliopsida; Malvales; Dipterocarpaceae.